Molecule: messenger RNA, 1308 nt
Organism: Naegleria fowleri
Lineage: Eukaryota; Heterolobosea; Eutetramitea; Acrasida; Naegleriidae
Exons: 1
Coding region: 1-1308 (435 amino acids)
Biological process (GO): lipoprotein metabolic process; lipid transport
Cellular component (GO): extracellular region; membrane
Molecular function (GO): lipid binding
Source: RefSeq, a predicted model, not a curated record
AUGACCUUUCAACAAGUCCCUUCCAACUACAACUCGAAUCAACCACCACCACUCAACUAUUCAAUGUAUCCCCAACCUAACAAUCUAAUGUAUCCACCACCGCAAAUUCCGUAUGAUCAAUACGUUCAAAUGCAACAACAACAACAACAAACAUCUCAACAACAACAGCAACUUCCACAACAACAUCAUCCCUAUCAUUCUAGUAGCUAUUCCUAUCCUCAUCAGCAACAACCACUCCAACCCUAUUCUGUUCCAUCGAAUUACGGAAAUCCUCAUGGGUUCAUUCCGCAACCCUCUCAACCACCUGUGGUUCCAAUUCAUUCUCCUCAACAACAAUUACAACCAUUUCAAUCAUAUUCACCUCCUCCUCCGCAUCUAAUGAAUCAUCAAUCAUAUAAUCCAUCUCAACCACUUUCUCCGUAUCCUCAAAAAGGGAAUGAGGUCGUCAGUAUGAAUCAUCCAAAUUCAUCACCCAUCGUUCAACCUCCUCAACCUUAUCAGUAUUCUCCUCCUCAACAACCAGUAUGUACAACCACUACCACAACGACAACUUCCUUCAUUCCAGUUCAAGGCGAUCUUCAACAUUUACAACGAUUGGCCACAGGAUGGUUUGAGCAAAGACAGGCCAUUCUCCGCAUGCUUUCUGAGAUGACUGAAAAGUUGAACAAACAUGCCAAAUCGACCACUAAAGCAAAGAUGGGCGGAACAGUGACCAAUAUUGUAGGAGCUACCUUAAUUGUUGGUGGAUUAAUCACAGCUCCAUUGACUUUGGGUGGAAGUUUGGUGGCCACAGGAGCUGGAGCUGCUUUGGUCGGAGGAGGAACAGCUGCCACAGUUGGAGCUGCUGUAUCGGAAUGGAAACAUGCCAAGAAAUCAGCUCAGGAAAUUCAAGCAGCUCUGGAGCGAGAUGCCAAAACUGUCAAUGAAAUUAUUGCACUUGUUUUUGAUUAUCGUAUUUCCGAUCCAUUGAUUGAACAACGAUUGUUGACAUUUAACAUUCCUCACAGCACCGCUACCACAAGUAUUCCAGUAUUGCAAUUUAUGAAUGCAUUGGUCAACAUCAAAUACGGAAAUAUUAAUCAGAAUGGUCAAUUAACUCACGGCAAUGCAGGAGCCACAAGUUUGGCAAGUUUGGUGGUGAAAGGUGUCGUUCCAAUUGUGAGUGUUCCCAUUGAUUUGUGUUUGUUAGUUUCAGAAUCGAAAAAGUUGCAUGGCAAAGAACCAUCCAAACUUGCCUCUCAAGUUGCACCUAUUAUUGACAGCAUGAAAUAUCAGACCAAGAUGGCCACUGGAAUUACCUCUCUUUAA